Molecule: messenger RNA, 2874 nt
Organism: Mobula hypostoma (lesser devil ray)
Lineage: Eukaryota; Metazoa; Chordata; Chondrichthyes; Myliobatiformes; Myliobatidae
Gene: tprg1l
Product: tumor protein p63 regulated 1-like
Exons: 5
Coding region: 147-1007 (286 amino acids)
Cellular component (GO): cytoplasm
Source: RefSeq, a predicted model, not a curated record
CCCCGGCUCCGCUCCCGCCCUCAUCUCUUGGCUCCGCCCAAGGGCCUGGAUACCCACCAAUCCUCAGACUCCCCCAUCCCCUUCGGCCCCGCGUAGUCCGGGCUGCCGCCGCCGCCGUCUCUCGUCUCUGCCCUUCCACCGCCGCUAUGCUGCAGAUGAAUGACUCGGUGGAGCCGGAUGCGGCUGUGCUCCCGACGGUGGGCAUCUCAGCUCCGGGCUUCCCAGUGGAAGCCACUGCCGGGACCGAGCCAGUGCCCUGUGAGGCGACGGCGGUGGGCAGCAGUUUGGAAAGCAGGGUUCCCGCGGCCUACGGCGUCGAGACCCUGACUCCGUUCAGUGUAAAGGAUCCCACUCUGCAGGCCAGGAUCAAGGAUUAUUUCGUGUUCAGGCCAGGGACGAUUGAAAAGGCUGUUUCAGAUAUCCGAUCUAUUGCUGUACCAAUAGAAGAUGGAGGUGUGCAGAGUGUGUGGCUGCUGACAGAGAUCGACCACUGGAACAAUGAGAAGGAACGCCUGGUGCUCAUAACUGAGCGAUCACUGCUCCUGUGUAAAUAUGACUUCAUCAACCUCAGUUGCCGACAAGUUAUACGAAUUUCACUGAACGCUGUGGAUACUAUUUCCAUUGGAGAGUUUGUUUUUCCUCCAAAGUCUUUGAACAAGAGAGAGGGACAUGGGAUUCGGGUUCAGUGGGACAAACGGGAGACGCCAUCCUUUAUUAAUCGCUGGAAUCCAUGGUCCACUGACAUGCCAUAUGCCACUUUCACUGAACAUCCCAUGGCAAAUGCAGAUGAGAAGAUUGCAUCUCUCUGCCAGCUGGAGAACUUUAAGACCCAAUUAAUCCAAGCAGUGAAGAAGGCUCACAAAGAGGCACCACUGCCAGGCCGGGCCAAUGGAGUGCUGAUCUUGGAGCGGCCUCUUCUCAUUCAGACCUACGUAGGGUUAAUGUCAUUCAUCAAUAAUGAAGCUAAAUUGGGCUAUUCUAUGUCAAGGGGAACAAUUGGAUUUUAAAGGACCUGAGGUAUUCCAUAUUGCCUCCUCUGCACCCUUUCAAUUUGCAUUAUUCCAAGUUAGGAAAUGGACACCUUUGGGUGCAUGUCAGGAGUUGGAAUAAACUGGGUGAGAUCGCUCUUUCCUGAGAGCACAGGCAAUUGUAGCAUGUGGUGCAAUGUUAUUUUUAAGAACAGUGCUUCUGUAAUAUUGCAUAUUAUACAAAGUGCAGCAUUGCAAUUGAAAAAUGAUUAGCACAGUGUCGUGCUUGUGUUGCAGAUGUUUACUGAUGGACUUGCUUCCUAUGCUUGUUUUUGCAACCUACAGAAACUGGUCAUAUUUUAAUUACUUUGUCAUAAUCGUCUGUGUUUUAGUCAGAGGUGAAAGUGGGGGGCCAGUUACUACAGUUUGCUUUCACUUCUUGAUUCUGGUUCAAGUAUAUCACAAACAAAAGCAGAUAGAGAAAAGCUGCAUGUUUGGGUUUGAAAUCAACCCAGAUGUGGUCUUUGAUGGUCAUCCUGAAGCAAGGAUGGUCUGACGCAGUCACUAAGUGACUGUGAUGUACAAACUAAUGUCAUGUAGUCAUCUGGUUAAAUUUCUGGAUUAUUGAUUCAAAGAUGGGUUUGAAUCUUGUUACUGUUGGGAAAACUUUCUAGUAAUUAAAUCUUGAACUUAAAAGGCAAAACUAUUGUUGUAAACCCCCAUUUGGUUCAUUAAAAUCCUUCAAGAAAGGAGAUUCAUUACCCUUGUGUGGUAUGACCUGUUUUCUCACUAUUGACUUUUCAGGAGUAAUUGGAUUUAGAUGACAAAUGGAGUAGUAGUGCCUACAUCAGUCACUAAUUCAUUUACUUUCAAAGAAAGCUAAUACUGCAUGUAAUAACUGAAGUUGUAUUACUACAUUUUAUCCAUACUGACCUGAUGGCCAGAGACCAUGGAACAGAAGCAAUUCUGUAGUCUGGUAUGGGAAGGUUCAGAAGUACAAAUAAUUUUCGUUUCAGCGAGAAAAGUGUACAAGUUGCAUUAUACUAUAAUAGGGAAAAAAAAGUUGAGCAAACAUUACCAGUCUAAAAUAAACAACCUUGCAAAGGUGCAAGAUUAACCAUUCACUUUUACCAGCAUUUGUAACUCCAUUUUGAGACCAGUUAUUUAUGCCAAAGUUACUGUCUUCCAUAAGUCAUGAAGAAAUGCAUUAAGUAUACUUAUCCAAUGUCCAAAUAAAAUGGCAUAUCAAAAAUUGGAAUAUGAAAUACUAGAUAUGCAGGAUUUUGGCUGAAGAAAAAUCAGAACCCAUGAACAGCUAAAACUACUAUAGUGGUAGGAUACCAUGCUGGUGAGGUGGUUAACAUAAGAAAUGGGAGCAGGAGUAGGCCAUGUGGCCCCUUGAGCCUGCUCCACUAUUCAAUAAGAUCAGGGCUAAGAUCUAGCCUUGGACUAACCUCCACCUACUUGCCUUUUGCCCAUAACCCUUAAUUCCCCUACUACGCAAAAAUCUAUCCAACCUUGUCUUAAAUAUGUUUACUGAGGUGGCCUCCACUGCUUCAUUGGGCAGAGAAUUUCACAGAUUCAGCACCCUCUGGGAAAAGCAGUUCCCCAUCAUCUCUGUCCUAAAUCUAUUCCUUGAAUUUUGAGGCUAUGUCCCCUAAUUCUAGUCUCACCUAUCAGCAGAAACAACUUUCCUGCCUUUACCUUAUCUAUCCCUUUCAUAAUUUUAUGUUUCUAUAAGAUCUCCUGCAAUGCUGACAUCCCACAAUGUUAGCGCAAUGCUUUUACAGCAUGGGACAUUUUGAAAUUUAAUUCUGGUGCCGUUCUGUAAGGAGUCUCUGUACGUCCUCCUUGUGGAAUGUGUGUUUUCCCUGGGUGUCCUGGUUUCCUGGUUUCCUCCCACAGU